Vitis vinifera (wine grape) is the source of this 1197-nucleotide messenger RNA. RefSeq lists its product as uncharacterized. Gene Ontology annotation, molecular function: oxidoreductase activity, acting on CH-OH group of donors; flavin adenine dinucleotide binding. The coding region runs from base 189 to 992 and encodes 267 amino acids. Lineage: Eukaryota; Viridiplantae; Streptophyta; Magnoliopsida; Vitales; Vitaceae. The record is from RefSeq and is a predicted model, not a curated record. The transcript has 3 exons.
CAAUUGAUUCAAUUUCCAAACAAAUUAUUAAAUAGUUGAAUUCAUACCAUUAUAAUAGCAUAUUAUUAAAUCCACAUUUCAAUUAAGUGGGUUACCACACCGCCACAUUACCAAAUCUCCCUAGCACCGCCACCCCUCUGCAAGACCAUAAACAGAGAGGAGAAGGCAGAGCAACGCAGCGAUCGCCGAUGAAGGAAUCCGGUGUCUGUCACCACCGCCUGCUACGCCGGCAGCAAAGCUGCUGCACUCCGUCCGUCGAUCGUUGUGAGGAAAUGGAGGAGGCAGCAGAGGCAGUAGUAAUAAGUCUUGGGAAUGAGGAAGAAGAUGGCUAUGAUGCAGUUGUGGUGGGGUCUGGAUAUGGUGGUUCUGUUGCCGCUUGUAGGAUGUCAAUGGCAGGAAUUAAAGUGUGUUUGGUCGAGAAAGGCCGGAGAUGGGAAGCUAAAGAUUUCCCAACUAGCAGUUUAAAGAUGAUGUCAGAUGUGAGGAUUGAAAAAAGGAGCUUGGGCAUUGGCUUUGGUCCCAAAGAUGCUUUGUUUCAGGUGUAUGAACAAGAUGAUUCUCUAGCGGCAGUGGCCUGUGGACUCGGUGGAGGUUCACUAGUGAAUGCAGGGGUGAUGAUACCGACCCCAAUUCGUGCAAGAAGGAACUCCAAAUGGCCAAAGGAAUGGGAAAAAGAUUGGGAAAUCUGUGAAGCUUCUGCUUCAGCCAUGCUGAGUAUACAAAGCAUUCCUGUCAAAUUUCCUAUUGCCAAAACCAUGGAAGAGAUAGCUGAACGAGAGAUUGAAGAAAGUUUCCAAAGUCCGAUGAAGCUAAGCAUGAAUUUCAGUCGUGACGAACAACAAUUGGAUUCAAUGAAGCCUAAACAGAUGGGCAGCUGUUUAGCCUGUGGAAAUUGUCUUUCUGGAUGUCCUUACAAUGCCAAAAAUUCUACAGACAAAAAUUACAUCGAUUUGGCGGUUCAGGCACAUUUUCCUCUGCCCUAUAUCUUUUAAGCUUGUGUAUUUGUUGGGCGAAAAUUUUGACAUCCCCUGAAAAUUGUUCUGUCAGUCUUACAUAGUAUAUUGAGGUGCAGCUCCAUAAAUCCUAAAACAAUCUUAUAUCAUUGAUGGGUACCAUUUCUGUAACAUGUCAUUUUAUGAAGGACGAGUCUUUUCCUCCAAAUACUAUGUACGACAUCAUGGAACAAUUCAAUACUAG